UGCUAUAUAACAGCCGAGGCGUUUUUCGUAUCGAAGAUACUAUUAGUGUAUUUCGACGAGAACGGACACGAAAAUGGCACCGCAAAUUAAACAUACAAAGCUGUUCAUCGACAACCAGUGGGUGGACGCCGUCAGUGGCAAAACCUUCGAUACUUACAACCCUCACGAUGGCUCCGUUAUCGCUAAAAUAGCUGAGGGUGAUGAGGCCGACAUCAACCUAGCCGUGGCAGCUGCAAAGCGCGCCUUCCACCGUAACUCAGAAUGGCGUUUGCUAGACGCGGCGCAGCGUGGUGCCAUACUGUACAAGUUUGCAGACCUGGUAGAACGCGAUGCUGACUACCUGUCCGAACUUGAAUCCUAUAACAAUGGAGCGGUUGCAUCCUUCGCGAAAAUCUUCACUCAAUCAGGCAUACAGUCAAUCCGCUACUUUGCCAGUUUGGCUGAUAAAAUCCAAGGCGACACUAUUCCCCUAAGUGGCGAAGUGUUCUCGUACACCCUGAAGCAACCCGUGGGCGUGUGCGGGCUUAUCUUGCCAUGGAACGUGCCGAUUUUGAUGUUCAUCAACAAAGUUGUAACUGCUCUUGCUGCUGGUUGCACUGUGGUGGUGAAGCCGGCAGAGCAGACGCCGCUGACAGCGCUGGCGCUGGCCGCUCUGCUGAAGGAGGCGGGCGUGCCGGCUGGCGUUAUCAACGUCGUCAACGGCUUCGGCGUUGGUGCUGGUACUGCACUCACCCACCAUCGUGACGUCGCCAAGAUCUCUUUCACUGGUUCUAUGGAAGUGGGCAAACUGAUCCAGCAAGCGGCUGGUGCUACCAACUUAAAGCGCGUGACCCUCGAGCUCGGCGGCAAGAGUCCUCUCAUCAUCAUGAAUGAUGCUGAUUUGAAUGCCGCUAUACCUUUCGCUGCGUUCGGUGUUUUCACUCAUCAAGGACAAAUAUGCGUGGCCGCCUCUCGUCUGUACGUCCAGUCGGGUAUCUAUGAUAAAUUCGUUCAGGGAGCCGUCGCUUUCGCCAAGCAGAGAACUGUUGGAAACCCCACUGACCCCGCUACACAACAAGGACCUCAGAUCGAUGGAGAGAUGAUGAACAAAGUGCUGGGAUAUAUUGAGAAGGGCAAGAAGGAGGGAGCAAAGCUGCUGACCGGAGGCAACCGCAUUGGCACUUCAGGCUUCUACAUCGAGCCCACAGUCUUUGCUGACGUCACUGACGACAUGACCAUCGCCAAGGAGGAGAUCUUCGGACCCGUGCAAAGUAUCCUGAAGUUCGACACACUCGAGGAGGUGAUCGACAGAGCCAACGCCACUAACUACGGCCUUUCAGCUGGUAUCUUCACCACCAACCUUAACACCGCCCUGCAGUUCAGCAAACACGCAGAAGCAGGAGUUGUAUGGGUCAACACUUACUUGACCAUGGGUCCCCAAGCUGUCUUCGGAGGCUUCAAAGAUUCUGGUCUCGGAAGAGAAAAUGGUCCGAAUUGCGUGGAUGCUUACUUGGAAGUGAAGACUGUCACCAUAAGCCUUCCCAAGAAAAUUUAAAUUAUUUCACGUCUCAUAAUUGUAUUUAAGCAACUGCUUUAUAUCGGUUUUAUUUAUAUUAAAAUU
Messenger RNA from Papilio polytes (common Mormon), 1600 nucleotides. RefSeq names its product retinal dehydrogenase 1-like. Gene Ontology annotation, molecular function: aldehyde dehydrogenase (NAD+) activity. The record is from RefSeq and is a predicted model, not a curated record. The transcript has 11 exons. Bases 74 to 1534 code for a protein of 486 amino acids. Lineage: Eukaryota; Metazoa; Arthropoda; Insecta; Lepidoptera; Papilionidae.